AUGCCGAUUUGGCUCAGCCAUGAAAGCCAAUUGCUCAAGUCGUACAAGGGUGGUUUAGCUUGCUUAUCCAUCCACAUCCACAUCCACGCCAUCAAGGCACAGCAAUGGAAAAGAUCACCUAAAAUCCUCAACCCCACCCACAUAUCUUCCGCUGGCUGGGAGAACGGGGGGACUGUUGAAGAGGGUAAUCCGGGCUUGAGGAAAUUCAUGAACUAA
Molecule: messenger RNA, 216 nt
Organism: Sclerotinia sclerotiorum 1980 UF-70
Lineage: Eukaryota; Fungi; Ascomycota; Leotiomycetes; Helotiales; Sclerotiniaceae
Exons: 2
Coding region: 1-216 (71 amino acids)
Source: RefSeq, a predicted model, not a curated record